Messenger RNA from Hemibagrus wyckioides, 3059 nucleotides. RefSeq names its product glucocorticoid receptor-like. Bases 601 to 2784 code for a protein of 727 amino acids. Gene Ontology annotation, cellular component: nucleus. Lineage: Eukaryota; Metazoa; Chordata; Actinopteri; Siluriformes; Bagridae. Gene Ontology annotation, molecular function: steroid binding; sequence-specific DNA binding; nuclear glucocorticoid receptor activity. Gene Ontology annotation, biological process: regulation of DNA-templated transcription; nuclear receptor-mediated glucocorticoid signaling pathway. The record is from RefSeq and is a predicted model, not a curated record. The transcript is spliced from 10 exons.
UUCGUUUCAGGAAUGAUUUAGUGUUCAUAACCUAUAGCAACUUAUCCUAUCUCAGCUUAGCUUUACAUGUCAGAACUUCAGACCGUAUUUUUUUUUAAUACAAAUCAGACGCGCAGUAAAGAGCUUUUCGUUUGGCUUGCUGUUUCUCUUCCGUUAGCGCGUGCACUUCGCCCCGUUUAUCAUCUGCCGAAAAGACCUGCGCCAUUUAAUACCUCCUGCCUUUUCUGUGCAACUUUUUAUAAAAAAAAAAAAAAAAAACCCUGAAACUUAACAACAACAAAUGACAGUCUUUCUGAUGAAAAUGUAAAUAACAUUAAACAUGCGUUAUAGUUGGCGGAUCAAGUUUCAGCCAGCUGCAGGGUUUGCGCGAAAUAGAUAACGGAGUGAUUUUUAUUAUUAUUAUUAUUAUUAUUGGAUUAAUGUUUUUUGCGUCCAAUCUGCUAUCUGAUCAAGCAGCAAAAAAAAGAAAAAAAAGAUCUGGUCUGAUGGACAUGGUGCUGAGUUUUGUGACCGCAGUAAAGCACUUUCACAGCCGGAGUCACUGUGCGGGGUUCGAGGAGGCGUCACUGCCACAACACCUCGGCUUCACAUCCUUGAGAGAUGGAUUGUUGGCUGAACCUCAGCAAUAAUCCAGCCAAGAAUAUAUCUUUAAGAGAUCAUCCCAUGAGAGGCCUGCUGCAGACGCCAGGGAGCAGCGGACCCACCAGUUCCUCUUCCAGUGACGUCUCGAACAAACUGAGCAGCGUUAACGUUCACACGGAGCCAUCGAUGGGACACAAUGCUCACGAGCCAGACGCUAAAACCUUCAAGAUGCAGCAAAAGAUGAAGGAAGGCUUUAACCCCAAGGAUAACCUGGCUCUCUUGGAGGAGAGCCUUGCCAAUUUGAACCGCAACUCGAGUUCAGAAAACAUGUGCUUUCGAACCCCUGACACCUUCACAUUCAAAAUGGAGGAGUUUUCCUCUUUGGAUAAAUCUGACUAUGACUUUGGCUCCUAUGACCAGACGGAAAAAAAUGAGUCUGGGAACGUAAGACUGAUAGAAGAGAGCACGCUGGAUAUCCUACAAAGUCUGGAGCUGCCUCCUGGCUCUCUUACAGACCUCAACGAGUUCUGUGUGACAAACGACGAUGCUUUUUUCCCGUCCCUGUCGGUGGAGGACGCGUCACUCGCAGAUAGCAGCAUGCUGAAGGAUGGCGAACCUGCUCUGCCUAGGAAAAACAUUAAUGGGAAUGAUAAAACACAUCCACAGCAGAUUCUGGAACAUGACCUCAAUGUUCCUGUCAUAAAGACAGAGAAAGAUCCAGAUUUUAUUCAGUUGUGCACACCUGGCGUGAUCAAGCAAGAAAAUGAGAGGAGAGGCUACUGUCAGAUGACGGCAAUGUCCAGCAAUCCUGGAGCGUCCAUCAGUCUGAGCAUGGACAGCCAGCCAUAUCACUAUGGAGUCAGUGCCUCUUUACCGAACCAGAAGCCUGUGUUAGGUGUAUAUGGCCCUUCGGCAACUGGAAAUGAUAGCUGGAUUCAGGGAAAUGGAUUUAGAGACACGUCCGUGAUACAGAGAGCCAACAGGUCUGUGUCUCAACCCGGCCCUUCCACCUACACAUGCAGCAGUGCGGUGCUGAGGCCGGAUGCCGCCGCUUCGAGCUCGUCUGGUUCGGCUCGACCCAAAGGCCCAAACAGUAAGAUCUGCCUGGUGUGUUCGGACGAGGCGUCAGGGUGCCACUACGGCGUUCUGACCUGCGGGAGCUGCAAAGUUUUCUUCAAAAGAGCUGUAGAAGGAUGGAGAGCACGGCAAAACACACACGGUCAACACAACUAUCUGUGCGCCGGCAGAAACGACUGUAUCAUCGACAAGAUCCGCAGGAAGAACUGCCCGGCUUGCCGCUUCCGCAAAUGCCUCCAAGCGGGCAUGAACCUAGAAGCACGCAAAAAUAAGAAGCUGAUCCGUCUGAAAGUGCAGCAGGCUUCAGCCGAGCCUUCGUCCUUUGUGGCCAGCGAGCAUCAGCCCUCACUGGUGCUCAAGUCCAUGCCUCGGCUCGUUCCCUCCAUGCUGUCACUGCUGAAGGCCAUCGAGCCUGAAAUCGUGUACUCUGGCUACGACAGCACCAUCCCCGACACCUCCACACGCCUCAUGACCACCCUGAACCGACUCGGGGGGCGACAGGUCAUCUCCGCCGUCAAGUGGGCCAAAGCUCUGCCAGGUUUCCGGAAUCUGCACCUGGAUGAUCAGAUGACUCUGCUGCAGUGCUCCUGGCUGUUCCUCAUGUCCUUCAGCCUCGGUUGGAGAUCUUACCAGCAGUGUAACGGAGGCAUGCUGUGCUUCGCCCCUGACCUCGUCAUUAAUAAGGAGAGGAUGAAGCUGCCUUACAUGAGUGAACAGUGUGAGCAGAUGCUGAAGAUCACCAACGAGCUGGUGCGGCUCGAGAUCUCCUAUGAAGAGUAUCUCUGUAUGAAGGUGCUCCUGUUGCUCAGUACAGUACCGAAGGACGGGCUGAAGAGCCAGGCUGUGUUUGAUGAACUCCGCAUGUCUUACAUUAAAGAACUGGGUAAAGCCAUCGUCAAACGGGAUGAGAGCAACAGCCAGAACUGGCAGAGGUUCUAUCAGCUCACCAAACUUCUGGACUCCAUGCAGGAGAUGGUAGAGGGACUGCUCAACUUCUGCUUCUACACGUUUGUGAACAAGUCCCUGAGUGUGGAGUUCCCUGAGAUGCUGGCUGAAAUUAUCACCAACCAGCUUCCCAAAUUCAAAGACCGGAGCGUCAAGCCACUUCUCUUUCAUCAAAAAUGACUGCCUUAGAUGACGAUGCCUUAAACUCCACCAGUAGCCUAACAGCCCUGAGUAGAUCUUCAGCAAUCAUGGCUUCACUGAGUGACACUGCAUGUUUUUCUUUCUUUUCUUCUUUUUUUUUUUGGAGUGUGUGUGUGUACAGUAUGUGUGUGUGUUUGUGUGAGAGAGAGAGAGAGAGAGAGAGAGAGAGAGAGAGAGAGAGAGCAGGAAAGUUAAAGUGUUCAUAGCAUAGAAGUGGACUGUAGAUAAUAUACACACACACACACACACACACA